Molecule: messenger RNA, 4596 nt
Organism: Penicillium daleae
Lineage: Eukaryota; Fungi; Ascomycota; Eurotiomycetes; Eurotiales; Aspergillaceae
Product: putative glycogen debranching enzyme Gdb1
Exons: 3
Coding region: 1-4596 (1531 amino acids)
Biological process (GO): glycogen biosynthetic process; glycogen catabolic process
Molecular function (GO): 4-alpha-glucanotransferase activity; amylo-alpha-1,6-glucosidase activity
Source: RefSeq, a predicted model, not a curated record
AUGGGCCCCUCUCGCCAGGUCUACUUGCUCCCAUUGAAGGAUGACGGCUCCCCCGACGUGCCCGGUGGAUACAUUUACCUCCCACCUCCUGGUGACGAGGGAUAUGUGCUGCGAUUCAUCAUCGAGGGUACGAGCUCCAUCUGUCGACAGGGUAGCCUGUGGGUCAACAUUCCACAGGAGGGCAAAGCGUUCAAGCGCCAUUCGUUCCGCGAGUUCAGAUUAAAGCCCGAUUUCAAUUGCAACAUCCAGAUCGAUAUCCCUGUGUCCAGUGCGGGUGCUUUCGCGUAUUACACCACUUUCACCCCGCUGCCGGAGUUCUCGGUAGACCCUGUUCCUACACCCGAGCCCACGCAGACUCCUAUUCACUACAUAGACGUCGCCCCGAAAUUGACCCUCCAGGGCAAGCAUCUGCCACUCAAUGCACUCUCCAUUUUCUCGGUCAUCUCAAAGUUCAUGGGGGAGUUCCCUGUGGACUGGGAUAAGCAUCUUCAUGGCAUUAGUCAACGGAACUAUAACAUGGUUCAUUUUACUCCUCUCAUGCAGCGCGGUGCCUCCAAUUCUCCUUAUAGUAUCUUUGAUCAAUUGUCCUUUGCUCCGGCGCUGUUCCCAAAUGGAGAAGAAGACAUCGCCUCGUUGGUGUCGCGCAUGGAGAAGGAGUAUGGACUCCUCACUUUGACCGAUGUUGUGUGGAACCAUACCGCUCAUAAUAGCAAAUGGCUGGAGGAACACCCCGAGGCAGGAUACAAUGUUGAAACUGCUCCCUGGCUUGAAUCGGCCUUGGAAUUGGAUACCGCACUGUUGAAGUUCGGCGAGGACCUCGAGAGCCUGGGUCUACCCACGGAGUUCAAGUCUACCGAAGAUCUGGUAGCUGUUAUGAAUGCCAUGCGGAAGCAGGCCGUUGAUGGUAUUCGGCUGUGGGAGUACUAUGCCAUUGAUGUGAAGGCCGACAAGAAGAAGAUUCUCGAGGCGUGGACAAGCGGGAAGACGGACCCAGGAAGCAUUCAGCAGCCUGAUCUGCACAAAUUCGGUGAGUUGACACCGAAAGAACAAGCUCAACUUGUUCAUGAACACGGCAUUCCGGCUUCCAAGCAGGUCUACGGAAGAUUCGGUCGUUCAGUAGAUGCUACGUUUGGUGCCGCGAUCCUGACCGUACUCCACGGGGACUACAGUCAGGAUACCUCUGAAGCCGAGGCAACUUUGUCCAAACUUCUCGAUGCUGUGAACCUGCCUCUUUACGAGGAAUAUGAUACAGAUGUUGCAGAUAUCCUGGAUCAACUCUUCAACCGCAUCAAGUACCUUCGGAUUGACGACCAUGGCCCCAAGAUGGGUCCCGUCAGCAAGGACAGCCCCCUGAUCGAGACAUACUUCACUCGCCUUCCUCUUAAUGAGACCACUAAAAAGCAUAGUCCUAAGGCGCUCGCCUUGGUUAACAAUGGCUGGAUUUGGAAUGCCGACGCGAUGCGCGACAACGCUGGACCCGCCUCCAAAGCCUACCUGCGUCGUGAGGUGAUUGUCUGGGGCGAUUGCGUGAAGCUUCGAUACGGAAACUCGCCUGAUGACAACCCUUUCCUCUGGGACUUUAUGACCAAAUACACCGAGCUCAUGGCCAAGUACUUCAAUGGCUUCCGAAUCGAUAACUGCCACUCCACUCCGCUGGUUGUUGCGGAAUACUUGUUGGACAAGGCACGCAAAGUUCGGCCCGACCUGACAGUCUUCGCGGAACUCUUCACCGGCUCUGAGGAGGCCGAUUAUGUCUUCGUCAAGCGCCUGGGUAUCAACUCCCUCAUUAGAGAGGCCAUGCAGGCUUGGAGUACUGCAGAGUUGAGUCGACUCGUUCACCGUCAUGGUGGGCGUCCCAUCGGUAGCUUUGACGUGGGUCUGCCCUCCGCUGGUAGCAGCCAUGCCAUUGCGUCUGCACAAUCCGGUGUUGCCGCUGAAGAGAUUAUCCAUAUUCGGCCUUCCCCGGUUCAAGCAUUGUUCAUGGACUGCACCCACGACAACGAAGUCCCUGCUCAAAAGCGCGAUGCUAGGGAUACCCUUCCCAACGCAGCUCUCGUUGCAAUGUGUGCCUCCGCCACUGGUAGCGUCAUGGGUUACGACGAAAUUUAUCCCAAGCUCAUCGAUCUUGUCCAUGAGAAGCGGCAGUAUACUAGCCCAUUCUCAGGUACCCACAAGCUGGAGGUUGGUGCCGGAGAGGGCGGUAUCGGCGGCGUGAAGCGCCUGCUGAAUGAGCUGCACACCAUGAUGGGCGUUGAGGGUUACGACGAAACUCACAUUCACCACGAUGGUGAAUACAUCACUGUUCAUCGGGUUCAUCCGAAAACAAGAAAGGGAGUCUUCCUAAUCGCUCACACUGCGUUCCCUGGAAAUGAGAAUGGUGCAGUCUUGGCUCCAACUCACAUCACGGGCACCCAAGCUAAGCAUAUUGGAUCUUGGGUUCUUGAAGUUGACGCCAGUGAUGAGGCCAAGGCUAAGAUUUCAGGAGAUGAUAAGUACCUCAAGGGUCUUCCAAGUCGCGUACGCGAUAUCGAUGCCACUAAAAUUGAAGGCGAUGGUAAAGAUGUGGCCAUCUCCGUUCUGAAUACCCUGGUACCUGGAUCUAUUUCACUGUUCGAAACCUGGAUUCCCGGCGCAGAACAUGCCAUCGGUCUGGACAACUUCCUCUCUAGUGGUGUCGAUGAGGCGUUCUCGGGCCUCAGCUUGGUCGAUUUGAACUUUGCUCUGUACCGCUGCGACGCCGAGGAGAGAGAUUCUAGCAAUGGUGAGGACGGGGUGUACGACAUCCCCAAGCACGGUCCUUUGGUCUAUGCUGGUCUACAAGGCUGGUGGAGUGUGCUUGAGGAUAUCAUCAAGUACAACCAACUAGGACAUCCACUUUGCGACCAUCUUCGUGAGGGUCAGUGGGCCUUGGAUUAUGUCGUUGGGCGAAUGGAGAAGGUCGCUUCCAAAGAAGGCUACUCUGCGCUUCACAAGCUGGCUGCAUGGCUUCGUGAGAAGUUUGACGCUGUUCGUGGUUUGCCUAACUUCCUGCUACCGCGGUAUUUUGCGAUUAUCGUACAAGUCGCCUACAAUGCUGCAUGGAAGGCAGGUAUUCACCAUUUUAGUGACAACGUCCGUCAUGGUCAGGAAUUCAUUCAUCAGCUGGCUAUGGUCAGCGUUCAGCAAACCGGUUAUGUGAACUCGGCUUCUCUGUGGCCUACGAAACAAGUACCUAGCUUGGCAGCUGGGCUCCCCCAUUUCGCAGUCGAUUGGGCGAGAUGCUGGGGUCGUGAUGUGUUCAUCUCCAUUCGCGGUCUCUUCCUCUGCACUGGUCGCUUUGACGAUGCCAAGGAGCAUAUUCUUGCUUUUGCAAGCGUGCUUAAGCACGGUAUGAUUCCCAACCUUCUGAGCAGCGGCAAGUUGCCUCGGUAUAACUCCCGUGACUCGGUUUGGUUCUUCCUGCAAGCUAUUCAGGACUAUACCAAAAUGGUUCCAAAUGGCAGCAGCCUGUUGCAAGAGAAGGUUCCACGAAGAUUCUUGCCUUAUGAUGACACGUGGUUCCCCUUUGAUGACCCUCGCGCGUACUCAAAGUCUCCCACGAUCUUGGAGGUCAUUCAAGAAGUGUUCCAGAGACAUGCUCAGGGCAUGUCAUUCCGUGAAUACAAUGCAGGACCGGACCUUGAUGUUCAAAUGAAGCCCGAGGGUUUCCAGAUUGACAUUAAAGUCGAUUGGGAGACCGGUAUCAUCUUUGGCGGCAGUCAAAGUAACUGUGGCACGUGGCAGGACAAGAUGGGCGAGAGCGAGAAAGCAGGCAGCAAGGGUGUUCCUGGAACCCCCCGUGACGGAGCCGCGAUCGAAAUCACCGGUCUUGUCUACAGUGCUCUUGCAUGGGUAGCGAAGCUGCACGAAUCCAACGUGUAUCCUCAUGCGGGAGUCGACAUUGGCGACGGAAAAUCGAUCACUUUCAAGGAAUGGGCGGAGAAGAUCAAGACCAACUUUGAACGGUGUUAUUACGUCCCCGUUGACGCCCAGGAGGAUAGCCAGUACGAUGUCGAUGCCAACGUUGUGAACCGCCGUGGUAUCUACAAGGACUUGUACAAGUCUGGCAAGCCGUUUGAGGAUUACCAGCUCCGUGGCAAUUACCCUAUCGCCAUGUCUGUAGCCCCCGAGCUGUUCACGCCCGAGAAGGCUCUCUUGGCUCUCUCAAUCGGCGACUCUGCCAUCCUGGGACCUGUCGGCAUUGCCACCCUUGACCCAUCCGAUCUCAAUUACCGCCCGUACUACAACAACUCGGAGGACUCCACGGAUUUCGCAACCUCCAAGGGCCGAAACUACCACCAAGGUCCAGAAUGGGUCUGGCAGCGGGGCUACUUCCUGCGUGCCCUGCUCCACUUUGACCUCCUGCGUCGCAAGACGGCCGAAGCGCGAACUGAGUCCUUCCAGCAGAUCACCCGGCGACUUGAUGGGUGCAAGAAGGCUUUGCGGGAGAGUCCGUGGAAGGGACUGACAGAGUUGACCAACAAGAAUGGAGAGUACUGUGCAGACUCGUCGCCUACCCAAUCGUGGUCCGCAGGUUGCCUGCUUGAUCUCUAUUAUGAUGCUUUGACACUUUCUUAG